ACCCGUUCCGCCUCCGUCCGGCAAGCGGACAGCAUAUGAUUUGUUGCCUCCAUUACGCACCGGUGGUACCACAUAUGGAUAUUCACUGCACUUGAUACGACAUUUGCAUCGUUCAAUUUGCAGAUUCCAAUCAAGUGGUUUCCUAGAGCUUAAAAUCGGAACUAUUCCUCGCAUCAAUACCACCUCGGUGUUUCGAUUCUUGUCUACUGGAAGCAGGUCUAGUUCCUUUUACUACUACGUACCUACGGAUACAUGCACAUGCAGGCCGUUGCUUCUCACGCUUCUGCACAAACCAGCAGCUAGCUACCUCCAUAGCUAUACCCCAACUUUACCCAAAGGCGCGACAACGGUAGCGACCUCUUCAAGUCCGGCACUUAUGAACAAGCGUUUCUUGACAAAAAUCUCUGACGUGAUUUGGUUGUUUGCCUAGGCACAGCCUUCUUCUCCAUCCUCUUCUGACUAGGAUAUAUAUUUAAUUGACUACUCCCAGCACUUGGCGAGCUUCAUGGUUAUACUGAUCUCGUUCCCUUUCAAGAAAUUUCAUCACUAGUGUCAUCAUCUACCAAAUCACAAUGGGCCCACCGCUUGACGAUGUUGUGGCCGGCAUGCCCAGCGCGCUUAUACAUGCGCAGAAAAUUCCUCCAGCCAACCUCGUUGCCGAUGAGACUCGAUUCGAAAUUACUAGCUACCCUUCCCUGACCCAGGUGACAAAAACCCCAGCGACUCCCGGACAGGUGGACUUUGUGGUUGUGUUGCAGGUGCAUCAGAGCAGAGCCCACGAUAAGUGGCAGGUUGCCGUAUCGACCUCGGCUCUUCAUUCUUCUGUAUGGACCGACUCUGUUCUAGCGUCAAGUAGUGCAGAGAAUGUACCCAUUUAUUUGCAGGCUUCAGAUGACAAGUCGGUCCGCAAGCUGCAUUUUACUGCGUCUAUAUCGGUCGAGUCUGCCGUACGUUUCACGCUCAAGUUCCGCGAGUCUCCUGACGAUCCAUGGCGAUUCGUCCGGGAUGAGCUCCAGUUGGAGGACGGCAUCAUCGUUCCCGACCACCCUGACAGCCUACCUGAUGACAUUCACGAUGUUAUUGAGGGCCUGAGCCGCCAUGUCACCAUCAGACAGGCGGUGAGCCAAUCUCCAGCCACAUGCUUGUGGCAGUUGGAUGCUCCCAUCGCAGGCGUCGGAAGCAGUGAUGAAUCUGCCUUGUCCGAAGUAGGAUUGGGUCUACCGUGGGGAAGACACUUACUGAGAUGGUUCGCCCUUGCCCGCACCUGGGCUCCGUGGAUCGCACCAUGCCAUGGGAAGGCCAAGUUCGAUCUUGACAGGGAUGCCGUGAUGUGCUCAUUCCUGAACGAUCAAGGCAAGCACUGCGUGCUUCUGGCUGUGACGGGUACCGAUCACGUCCUCACAGGGCUGCGCAGCAAUGAUGCUGGAAAAGUGGUCCUCCGUAUACGUAGCGACAACCUUGCGGAAACCGCUGCAAAGGUCAUUGUAGCCGUCGGAGAGACGUUCGAUAAUGCCAGUGCCGCAUGUGUCUACCAUGCAAGAGGGCUGCUCCAACUAGAUGAGCAACAGAAAAGCAGCCCAGAAGGACCAAAGCAAAUCGAGAACUUGGCCGCAGACGUGCAGCCUGAAUGGAUGGAAAACUGGUUUGAUGGGCUUGGCUAUUGUACCUGGAACGCCCUGGGACAGCGUCUAAGUGAGGAGAAGAUACUCGACGCCCUCAACACCCUUGCUGAGAACGAAAUUAUGAUAACCAACUUGAUCAUCGACGACAACUGGCAAGACAUCUCUCGCACCGGGGACGGUCAAUUCCAGUACGGGUGGAACGGGUUUGAGGCCGAGCCAGAUGCAUUUCCCUACGGACUCAAGGCGACAGUCUCAUCGAUUAGGUCAAAGCACAAGCACAUCCAGCAUGUGGCAGUCUGGCAUGCCUUACUGGGCUACUGGGGUGGUAUUGCCCCUGGAGGACCCAUCGCCAACUCGUACAAGACUGUAGAGGUCGUGCGCGAGGAAGCAAAGCGUCGGGGAUUUCCCCUCGGUGGCCCCAUGACGGUGAUCGCCAAGGAGGACGUCAACCGCUUCUACGACGACUUUUACCGCUUUCUAGCGUCGACAGGUGUCGAUGGCGUCAAGACGGACGCGCAGUUUGUAAUAGACAUGUGGAUUGGAGCAGGCGCACGUCGUGAGCUAUCCGACGCAUACCUAGACGCCUGGACCAUCGCAUCAUUGCGCCACUUCAGCAACAGGGCCAUUUCGUGCAUGUCCAUGACGCCGCACAUCAUGUUUCACUCCCAGCUGCCCCGGAAAAGACCGGCCAUUCCGCUGCGCAAUUCAGACGACUUCACCCCAGCCAUCCCCGCGUCGCACCCGUGGCACGUCUGGACCAACGCCCACAACGGCCUCCUCACACAGUACUUCAACAUCCUGCCGGACUGGGACAUGUUCCAGACCUCGCACGACUACUCGGGCUUCCACGCCGCGGCGAGGUGCGUCAGCGGCGGUCCCAUCUACAUAACCGACGUCCCGGGGGAGCACGACAAGGCUUUAAUCUCCGAGAUGACCGGUGUGACACCCCGAGGCAAGACGGUCAUCUUCAGAACCAGCGCCCACGGCAAGAGCAUCGACCAGUACAUCGGAUACACGGACGACGCUCUCCUCAAGGUCGGCACCUACCACGGCGGCGCCAACUCGGGCACUUCUAUGCUCGGUAUCUUCAACGUCGCCCUGCGCCCGCUCACCGACAUCAUACCCCUGGCCAGAUUCCCCGGCACGAGGCCGCAAAGGACAUAUGUGGUGAGAUCGCACGGCAGCGGACGCGUGUCCCCGCCGAUCGAGCCGGGGACUUCGGCGUCGAUGCUCGCCGUCAGCCUUGGGGUCAGGGGCUACGACAUCCUCUCGGCCUUUCCCCUGUCGUGCUUCACGUCGCGCUCGGGCGUUGACGUGCAGGUUGCCAACCUCGGAUUGCUGGGCAAGAUGUCUGGGGCUGCGGCCGUGGUCUCGAGUGAUAUACAGCAGGCUGAGGGGAGCGGACGUAUACUUGUCCACACCCGAGUAAAGGCCCUCGGGGUGCUAGGUAUCUACGUAUCCCGUCUUCCAGACAUGAGCAUCGCCCGCGACAUGUUCGCUACGAUCCAUGGCUCGGUCAUGCCCGAGGAGACCGUGUUCGUAUCCAGCCAAGAUGAGUGCGUGUUGGCUGUAGACCUUGAGGCUGCAUGGAAAAGCGUGGGACUGAAAGCUGGGUACAGCAAUGAGGUCGAGCUCAAGUUUUAUAUUGGCCUGGGCAAUAUUGACUCUGAGUCUUCUUGAGUUGAAAUCAGCUUGACGUUUUUAGUUCUAAAAAUCUGGCGUCGUAUGAAACUUUUCUCAAUGUGUUAAUCGUAAGCUUCACUCUAAAACCUUUAUUACCUCCCUUCCUUGCCCAUAAGAUCGGUAAAACAUCACCACUUCCCCUCUUCUCUUAAGCUGGGGGCCUCCAUUCGUUGCCAGACCAAUCGGUAUAGAACUCCCACUUCGCCUCGUCCUCACUGUCCAUAUCCGAGUCCCAUUCGUCCUGAUAGUCGUCAUCGUCAACCUCCACGCACCCAUUGUAUGGAUAAACCUCGGGUCCUUCAUACUUCCUCCGUGUCCAGGUAACUGUCCAAGUGUACAUGCGUAACCCACGCCCAAUGAGAGCCCGUUCCUCUACAAGUUUAUACGACUGGCACCAAUCUGCGUCAUUGUGGCACAGCACUCGAUCUGCUCCACAUUCGGUGCAUAUGUUCUCUACAUGACCUUCGGCACCGCGCCAGGAUAGUUUCCGGACGGGGUUGCCCUCGGCGGAAAGAUAAUGGUAGCCUUGGUGGUGCUUCGGGUUCAAGGGGAAGCGCCACGUUUUGAUGACCACCUCCUCGAUCCAGGCCUCAUAGGGGAUGCGCUGGGUCUGGUCGCAGUGGAAAUCCAUGGUGAGGGUACGGAUAUGUGGCAUGUUGACAAACUCUCGCGCCCACGAGCCGACGGGGUAACUGCAGGGCAGACCUUCUGGGGGUGGCGUGAUCCAUUCUGGGCGACUCGGGGCGGACUUGGCCUGUUCUUGAUGGUCUGCUUGUUGCUGCUGAUUCUGUUGUUCUUUGGAUUCCAAAAGUUUCUUCCCCAUCGCAAUGAUAUUGCGGAGCGGGCUAGAGUCAAUAAAAUCCAAAUGAGUUCGCUUGAGCAGUGGACACCAUGUUUUUCCGUAAAAUUCACCUUGUCGUCCUAUGUCCCGACCGUCCCAGGCUUGCCGAUCAUCUGGUGAGAUGCGCAAGUGCUCCAUCCUACUAAACUGAAAGUAUUUGGUGUUGAAGCCACGCAUGUCCCAGUACUGGGGAUAGGAAGUUCUGCGCAGGAAUUUAUAAUAUUCGUGGAGUCCAUGGGCCAUACGGAUCCUCUUGAAUGGGUGCUCCCAGUCCGCUCUUUGUCGGCUCCAGUAUCCCGUGGGGUACGUGUGAUAGAAUCCGUACCCAUUUUCGGUUGAUGAAUCAUAGCCAGACCAGCUCGGAUCCAACCGCCGGGGCAAAUUUGGAGGUAGCACAUAGUACCCUUUGUGCCAGCGCUCUGCUUCGUAGAUGAGCUUAUGUCCCUCGGCAAAUGCACGACGGCAAGUGGCCAGCA
Molecule: messenger RNA, 4622 nt
Organism: Pyricularia oryzae 70-15
Lineage: Eukaryota; Fungi; Ascomycota; Sordariomycetes; Magnaporthales; Pyriculariaceae
Product: alpha-galactosidase
Exons: 5
Coding region: 573-3302 (909 amino acids)
Source: RefSeq, a predicted model, not a curated record